This is a messenger RNA of Eublepharis macularius, 1518 nucleotides long. RefSeq names its product mediator complex subunit 18 (gene MED18). The record is from RefSeq and is a predicted model, not a curated record. Bases 100 to 726 code for a protein of 208 amino acids. NCBI's taxonomy places the organism in Eukaryota, Metazoa, Chordata, Lepidosauria, Squamata, Eublepharidae. Gene Ontology annotation, cellular component: mediator complex; core mediator complex. Gene Ontology annotation, biological process: termination of RNA polymerase II transcription; regulation of transcription by RNA polymerase II. Gene Ontology annotation, molecular function: transcription coregulator activity. The transcript has 3 exons.
UGGGAAGCGCGUUGGAAGUUGCGCAGUGACUGAGGGUUUGGGGUUUUUUGGGGUUGUGGUGUUUUCGCCGGUUCACGCUCGUAACGAAAGCCAAUAACCAUGGAGGCCCCUCCUGUCACUAUGAUGCCCGUCACUGGCGGCACCAUUAAUAUGAUGGAAUAUUUACUUCAAGGGAGUGUUUUGGACCAAAGCCUAGAGAGUCUGCUUCAUCGGCUCCGUGGCUUGUGCGAAAACAUGGAACCUGAGACUUUUGUGGACCAUGAGAUGGUGUUCCUUCUGAAGGGGCAGCAAGCCAGUCCCUUUGUACUGCGUACACGUCGCUCCAUGGACAAACCUGGUACCCCUUGGCACCUGCGGUAUCUUGGGCAACCGGAAAUGGGAGACAAAAACCGCCACACUUUGGUACGCAACUGUGUGGACAUUGCCACCUCUGAGAAUCUGACAGAAUUCCUGGUGGAGAUGGGCUUCCGCAUGGACCAUGAAUUUGUGGCCAAGGGCCACAUAUUUCGUAAGGGCAUUAUGAAGAUUGUGGUGUACAAGAUCUUUCGCAUCCUGGUUCCAGGGAACACUGAUAACACCGAGCCCUUGUCUCUCUCCUACCUUGUGGAGCUCAGUAUUGUAGCACCAGCAGGGCAGGACAUGGUUUCGGAUGACAUGAGGAGUUUUGCUGAGCAGCUAAAGCCUUUAGUACACUUAGAGAAAAUUGAUCCUAAAAGGCUGAUGUGAACAAAUUGGCCUCUACUGACUGAGGAGUUUCAGAAGGCUUUGACCAGCAUGGACAGGCUCAUCUGCCUCAGACCUCUCCAUACGAUCUAGUUGGCUUCAGAUUUGGAGAUGGCUUGCUUUCUGGUGAUUCCAAAUAAAAAAGAGGGAAUGUUUGUUUUGUACUGCUUUUGAAUUCCCCUUUCUGGACUCUGGUGUUAGAGCAUCCAGCUUUUGAGAGCUCUGCGCAAAUCUUCCUUGGGUGGGAUUAAGUGGAAACCAUCUGAACCCUUGGGAUCAGCACAGCAACGGCGUGUGUAACUUCAUAUUAAGUAAUUUCUUAACAUUCCUCUUUGAUCUACUGAAGUGUAAUCCCUUCAUAUUUACUACAGCUUCCUUUGAGGUUCCUGUUUUUCCUGCUGUCUGGCGGAGGAAAUGCUCCUGUGCUGAGCUAAUGUCACGCUUAAAUAGAUCAGACUUUUUUUUUUAACUGGAAUGUCUAAGGUCCAUCACCAUGUCUUAAAAGCAAAAGUGCAUUUCUUUGCAAUUAAGGCACAAGAGUAUGCAGUGAGCCUGAGGAUGCACUCUUGCUGAAGGAUACUGGAGAGCAAUCCUAAGUAGGUCUACUCAGACUUCUACCACAGUCUGUUCAAUGUACCUUACUCCCGGGAAUGUGUUUUUAGGAUGGUACAAUGAGACCCUUACUUGACUGACCUGGUCAUUAUGACCCUUUCCUUUAUUAAUAUGCUCCUUUGACCAAAGGUCUUGAACAUAAAACAAGUAGAAUAAAAUACAUGGCCAUUCUAAUUCACACCA